AUGACGCUGAAGAUAAAGACCCUGUCUUUGAAUGAUACCCCUCCAACUUUACCACCAAAUACGGUGAUACCGAGAAGUCAACAGGUAUGCGACGAUGUUGUAAGAUUAUGGAAAGAAGAGCCGGCGGCAGAAGAUCUGCCGAUAGAUUCCCUAUAUAGAAGAAUUAUUGAUAGGAACCAAGAAUGGUCUAUUUCAAGGGAACAUUUUUUGGAAGUCAUAAAACGCCACAAUCUGGUUUAUGAUGAGAAUAGUCCGUCAUCUAGAUGUUAUGACAAGAUGAUUGAAUUUCCACCCUGUGAUGUGAAACAAUGGAAUAAAGAAGGUAUGUAUGAAAUAAGGGAUUGCCAGGAUGCUCAAGAUAAAAAUGGAAAAGGUAGAGGUGUGUAUGCCUUGAAACAUUUCAAGAAAGGCGAUAUGAUCUUCGAAGAGAAACUGCCCAUAGUAAUUAUACCACCCAUGGAAAAAUUAGAAUUAAUGUCUAAGGGUAAAUGUUGCACUUUAUGUGGUAAAUCGCUAUAUGAAUUAAGCACUCAUUAUAUUAUGAUGAAUGGAUUGGAUUGUAAUGAUUGUACUGCUGUCUGGUGUUCUAAAAAUUGUAAAAAGAUGGAUUCCUGUCGUCAUUCAUUUUUGAAACAUGUGAAUCUCAAAAAGAGAAACCAUUGGUAUAAAUUCGAGAAUUUUUGUAAAGAAAAGAAUUUUGUUGCUGGAUACUCCGUUGGUAUUAUUUAUGCCACUAUCUUACUUAAUAAGAAAAAUCGAGACUCAAUUAAAACAAAAUAUGAAUCGUUAGCACAAGUUUCUCAAAGAAUUAGGAUUGAAUCGAGCGAUUCUACUAAUAUUGGUGGCACUUUGGAUGCAUCUAGUGGUGCUCAAUCUACUAACAAUGAUGAUGAUAGUGGCCCUGAAUCUGUAUGGGAACAAGCUUAUAAAUUAUUCAAAGAAACAUUUCCAACCUUAAAUGCAGAUGAGGGGUUUUCCUUGGAUGACUUUUUGUUAGAUAUUGGCAAAUUUAAUAUCAAUCAGUUAGAGGGCCAAAUAUACCAUCUUUAUUCAUUUAUUAACCACAAUUGUGAACCCAAUAUUCGGUACGAAAUUGAUUCUAAAUUAUGCUUAAGAGUCUUCGCAAGAAAACCAAUUCAACCUGGUGAAGAAUUACUGACCACUUAUGUAAAUCCGUUACAUGGCGUAAAACUAAGAAGAAGAGCCUUGAAAGUUAAUUGGGGGUUCCUUUGUCAAUGUGCUAGAUGUGAAAAUGGAAAUAGUCAAAAAAUAGGCAUUCCCAGCCCUCCUGACAGUUUAACUAAAGAUAACGUAUCAAUAUCAAUUCCAAAAUUGAAAAUUACUUUACAAGAAGGCUCCAACAGAAGAAAAUCUUCAAUGAGGGACAAGAGACCUGAUCUAACAGAAUUAUUGAAAAAUGGAAAGGAAUUCGAUCUAGAAAUUCCUGACAAUUUAGGUUCUGUCAGAGCCAGAAGAAGGACAUCCGUCAGAUUUGAUGAGAAUGUGUCAUUCGCAAUAGAAGAAUAA
Messenger RNA from Naumovozyma castellii, 1527 nucleotides. It is a transcript of the gene SET5, whose product is annotated as S-adenosylmethionine-dependent methyltransferase. The record is from RefSeq and is a predicted model, not a curated record. The transcript has a single exon. Bases 1 to 1527 code for a protein of 508 amino acids. NCBI's taxonomy places the organism in Eukaryota, Fungi, Ascomycota, Saccharomycetes, Saccharomycetales, Saccharomycetaceae.